Condylostylus longicornis is the source of this 2334-nucleotide messenger RNA. RefSeq names its product angiotensin-converting enzyme (gene Ance). The record is from RefSeq and is a predicted model, not a curated record. NCBI's taxonomy places the organism in Eukaryota, Metazoa, Arthropoda, Insecta, Diptera, Dolichopodidae. Gene Ontology annotation, molecular function: peptidyl-dipeptidase activity; metallopeptidase activity. Gene Ontology annotation, biological process: proteolysis. Bases 255 to 2117 code for a protein of 620 amino acids. Gene Ontology annotation, cellular component: plasma membrane. The transcript is spliced from 7 exons.
UUUUGUCUUUAAUAUUUGUCGUUUUAAGUCCAUAAUUUUAAUUGAAAAAAGUAGUGAAAAAGAGAAAAUAUAAAAGAAAUAAUAUAAAAAAAUUUAAGAAAUAAAUCAAUUUUUAUAUUCUUUUUUUUUUUUUAAAUAAAAAAGCAAAAUAUUUUUUUUUAGAAACUUGAAAUGAAAGUAUAAUAAAAAGGGAUACAAUAAAAUAGGCGAAAAUAUUUUUUUUUGAAAUUGGUACUGAGAUUUAAUCCAGCAAGAUGAAGUUAAGUUUAUGCUUUGUGUGCAUUUGCAUAAUGCAGCUAACGAACGGUGCUCCAGCAGAAUCAUCUCUUAAUGAUGAAGAAAAAGAAGCUUUACAACUUAUUAAUGAUUUAAAUGAAGAAAUGAAUAGCCUUAGUAAUCGAAAUUAUGUAGCAGAAUGGGCUUUUGCAUCAAAUAUAACUGAUGAAAAUGAAAAACAUAAAAAUGAAGUUCAAGCAGAAACUGCUAAACAAACCCGUGAACUUGUUAAAAAAUUACAAAAAUUUAAUUGGAGAGAAUUUAAAAAUGAAGAUUUAAAACGCCAAUAUAAAUUAUCAACAAAAUUGGGUUAUGCUAUUUUAGAUGAUGAUGAUUUUAAAGAUCUAUUAGAAAAUUUAUCAAAAAUGGAAACAAAUUAUGCUAAAGUAAAAAUUUGCGCUCAUUUAAAUCGAACGAAAUGUGAUUUAUCAUUAGAGCCACAUAUUCAAACUAUUAUAGUUAGAAGUCGUGAUCCAGAAGAAUUAAAAUAUACAUGGACACAAUGGUAUGAUGCUGCUGGAAAGCCUGUACGUAAAAAUUUUGAAAAAUAUAUUGAAUUGAAAACGAAAGCUGCCAAAUUAAGUAAUUAUACAUCUGGUGCUGAAGAAUGGUUAGACGAAUAUGAAGAUGAGACAUUUGAAAAGCAAGUUGAAGAUGUUUUAACAGAUUUGAAACCAUUUUAUGAACAACUUCAUGGUUAUGUACGUUGGCGUUUACGACAAAAAUACGGUGAUUUACAUGUAUCAGAGAAAGGACCAAUUCCGAUACAUCUUUUGGGAAAUAUAUGGGGUCAAACCUGGGGUGAAAUUGCAAAUUUAGUAGCACCAUUCCCAAAUAAACCAAUGGUAAAUGUUAAUGCUGAAAUGAAAGCACAAGGAAUAACACCAUUGAAAAUGUUUCAAAUGGGUGAUGAAUUCUUUCAAUCAAUAAAUAUGACAAAAUUACCAAAAUCAUUUUGGGAGAAUAGUAUAUUAGAAAAACCAAAAGAUGGUAGGGAAUUAGUAUGUCAUGCUAGUGCAUGGGAUUUCUACUCUCAAGAUGAUGUUCGCAUUAAACAAUGUACAGAAGUAACACAAGAACAAUUAUCUGUUGUACAUCAUGAAUUAGGUCAUAUUCAAUAUUUCUUACAAUAUCAACAUUUACCACAUGUUUAUAGAAGCGGUGCAAAUCCCGGUUUUCAUGAAGCUGUUGGUGAUGUUUUAGCAUUAUCUGUCAGUACACCAAAACAUUUAGAAAAAAUUGGUUUACUAAAAGAUUAUAAACCAGAUGAAGAAGCACGUAUCAAUCAAUUGUUUUUAACUGCGUUAGACAAAGUUGCUUUUCUACCAUUCGCAUACACAAUGGAUAAAUACCGUUGGCAAAUAUUACGUGGUGAAUUAAAACCAGAAGAAUGGAAUUGUGGUUUUUGGAAAUUACGUGACCAAUAUUCUGGUCUUGAACCACCAGUCAAAAGAACUGAAGAUGAUUUUGACGCACCAGCUAAAUAUCAUAUAUCAGCUGAUGUUGAAUAUUUAAGGUAUUUUGUUUCAUUCAUAAUACAAUUUCAAUUUUAUAAGGCUGCUUGUGUUAAGUCUGGUCAAUAUGAACCUGGUAACCCAGAAUUACCACUAGAUAACUGUGAUUUUUAUGGAAGUCCUGAGGCUGGAAAUGCUUUUAAGGAAAUGUUAUCUUUGGGAGCGUCAAAGCCAUGGCCUGAUGCAAUGGAAGUUUUUACUGGAGAGAGAAAAAUGUCUGGUGCUGCCCUUCGUGAAUACUUUGAGCCAUUAAUGAAUUGGCUUAAAGCUGAAAAUGAAAAGAAUAAAGUCCAUAUUGGAUGGGAAAAAUCUGAUAAAUGUGGGUGAUUUUUAAGUUUUUUAUAAAAAAAAACAAUUAUGAAUAAUAUUUUAUUAUUAUUUAUUUUAAGUUUAAAAUUCCAACAACUAUGUUAGUGUUUAAUUUAAUUUUAACUAAAAAUUAGCGUGUAAAUAAAUUCAUUGUUAUACUAUUCGCUUUUAAUAAAUAGAAACAGAAACUCAGUUAAACUUAAAACUAAAUAAAAAUAUUUUUAUUUUAACAUAA